Messenger RNA from Peronospora belbahrii, 285 nucleotides. Lineage: Eukaryota; Oomycota; Peronosporomycetes; Peronosporales; Peronosporaceae. The record is from the annotation of a GenBank genome assembly.
AUGCACAACAAGUGUUUCCAGCAUGGCGGCUUCAAGCUCUGCGCGACCAACGGCUGUCCACGAAAAGCAAAGCGGUACGGACAUUGCUGGUCACAUGGCGGUGGACGUAUUUGUGAGAUUUACAGGUGCGAGAAAGUGUCGGCACAGGGAGGUCUGUGCUGGGCACAUGGUGGUGGUAAUUGGUGCAAGCUGGAGGGAUGCAGCCGCCGAUCGUAUCAAAAGUACGGCUACUACUGUGUGGAUCAUGAUAUAGUGAAAAAGGGCGAGAUGGGUGUGUACAGUUAA